GGGCUCCGCUGAGGUGCGAGGGCUGGCAGUUGGCGAAGCGAGGAACCUGUACGUGGUGUGGCCAGUUUUCUGUACACGAGAUUUGCAACAGACUAUAGUUCAGCUCGCAUUGCAGUAAGCUGUCUGAUGCAGGAUAUCCUCCAGCGCAAAGACCAUGCUUCAAAGCCGCUUCGCAAGGCCGGCAAUCUUGCUUGCAGUCAUCGCAUUCCUGCUAUCAGCAGCAACAAUCCAUGCACAUGCAGCUGCGGGCCUGCGAGUGCACAGCCUCUCGCCGCGGUCGGGAGCUGGGCCCAUGCCCACGCUCGCCAAGCAGCUUGAAGCGCUGGGCUCACAGCUCGGCCGCCAUCAGCGGAAGCUGGCAAAUAUCCAGAAAGAUAUCCGUCGGCUAAGAGCCCAGGUUGCGGAGCUGAGCAGCAACCGCUCAAGCUCACCAGGAGGCGACCAUGGCGGUGACCUCGCGGCCGCAGCCGUUACCAUCAUUUCAAACCUGGCAGCCAUCACCGCCGCAUCGCCGUCAGGGCAGGGAUGGGCUUCAAAGCCCCCGCUGCUGCUACCCCUCACCGCGGGCGGUGGCAGCUGGACGCCCCUGGGCAACCUGAGCGAGGGGAGCGUGUCGGGCGCGCCGUUCCGGGGCCGCAGCGACCACGGGGUAAGUUGGCACACACAGAUGGUGGCGCACGGCAAGUACGUGUACGUGAUCGGCGGGUACGGCACAGUGGCGGGCGGCUCCGGAUCCUCACCCGGGCUCGGAUCUGGAUCUGGAUCCGAGGUGGUGCUGGACGAGAUGGUCCGGUACGACACCGAGACAGGGCUGUGGGAGCUGAUGGCGCGGAUGCCCGAGCGCAGGUGCCGCUUCGCCACGGCGCUGCUCGGCGAUGCCAUCUACGUCAUCGCGGGCACGGCUCUGGCCGGGUUCCAAGGCGGCCCCAGCGACUCGGUGCUUGUCUACAACAUCACCGCAAACACUUGGACUGUGGGGCCGCGGCUGGUGGCACCGCGCAUCGACGCCUGCGCGGCAGCGCUGGACGGCAAGGUCUACGUCUUCGGCGGCUAUGACCCCGCGUAUGUGUCCCUGAGCAGCGUGGAAGUGCUGGAGGUGGCAGGGACUGGCGGCGGCAGCGGCAGCGGCGCCGGCGCCGCCCGGGGUAACGGCUCUGCAUCUGUCUGGAGGCUGCUGCCGCAGGACAGCUGGAUGACUGAGCCACGGGCCGACUGCCGAGCCGUGGUCGUGACGCCUCCCCCGCUGCCGCGGAAGCCGACCACCGCUGCUACAGCAGCCUCUCCCUCCUACAGCCCCGCUCCAGCCACCGCCACCGCUGCACCCGUGAUUGUGGUGGCGGGGGGUGUGCAGUACUUCACUCCCGCCAACAAGUCGUGCGACGGCCUGCUGUGGGUCAACUGCUACCGCAUGCUGCGCAGCGUGCACGUGUUUGACCCCAGGCAAGCUUUGCUCGCGGCAAGCACCGGUACCGGCACGGGCACCGGUACCGGCACGGGCACCGGUACCGGCACGGGCACUGGCACCAGCAGUGGUGGGGCUGCAGGUGGCGGCCGCGGCUGGCGGGCACUGGCGCCCAUGCUGUGGCCGCGUGCCGACUUCGGCCUGGCGGUGCUGCCAGGCGGUCGGCUGCUGGCGGCGGGCGGCGAGUGGGGCAACGGGGCCUCCUUCCAGCUUGCACGGCAGCAGGUGGAGGAGUUCAGCUGGGGCGGGCCGGGCGGCGCCGGCGGCCCUGAUGCCGCCAGGGGCGUGUGGGUGGCAAAGGCGCCACUGCCCGAGGCCCGCUUCCGGACUGAGCUGGUGUACGUGGGUGGCGGCGCCGCCAUCACGUUGGGCGGCGUGCCCACAUGCGGCCGCACCCCAAACGGCCGCAUGGCGGACGCCGAUGCCUGUUACCGCAAAUACUCAGCCACUGGCUUCACAUACCACGACGACCAAUACGCGGCCGCCGCCGCUACCGCGGCCCUGGCUCAGAGUUCUUUGGAUGUGGCUGGCGGUGGCGGCUCCAUGGAUUCGGGGGAUGCCGAUGAUGCAGCGGGGGCUAGGGAAGCUGUGGAGGCGGUGACGGCACUGCUCCCGCAGCUGUUCGCUGCAUUGUACAACGAUACCCAUGGUGACCUGUAGCUUGGGCACUUCAAAUCAAUGAAACCGAGAGUUGUGAGCACGCCUGCGUGUGGAGCGGCGAUGCGCAUAUCUACAAUGGCAGGGUCCCAGAUGAUGGGUGCAGAAACGCUAGGCAAGUUUCGAAUGAUAUAAUACAUGACGCUUGUAUGCUCAAUGUGUGAUCAAAUGCGUGCCUGAAGUGCGGCGUUUUGGGAAAUGAUGUUUGAUUGCACUCGUGUGCAUGCUAGCAUAACGUAUGACCGUGCAGAUCUUGGCAGGAGGCGCGUUUUGAGCGCAGGGCGACUGGGGUGUGUCCAAAAGCGUGUACCGGUAUGUUGGCACGGCGUUUUUGUAUGGCGUGCCCUGGUGCAAUGCAUGCAAGGGGAUAAACGCUGUGUGCCUGCGGCUUGCAGCUGUCCGUCGCCACUCAACAAUCUCACGCGCGUAGUCUGACUGACUGACACGGAGGCGUACGGCAAGAGGUGCGGUGCCGACGGUGCGGCCCUGCAAGCUAUUUCUUGACCCUUGCUAGCAAGCGAGGGCGCGUUGCUCCGAUUCCCACACGCCAGGUUGUGUGGCACUGGCUCUGAGAGAGCGGGUCGGGUACCGAGGCUGGGCAGGGGCGACGGGACAGGGCACGGGAAGCAAGUAGCCGAUGUAGCUGAGUGCCUGGAUCCUGAUAAACA
Messenger RNA from Chlamydomonas reinhardtii, 2787 nucleotides. RefSeq lists its product as uncharacterized. Gene Ontology annotation, molecular function: protein binding. The record is from RefSeq and is a predicted model, not a curated record. Lineage: Eukaryota; Viridiplantae; Chlorophyta; Chlorophyceae; Chlamydomonadales; Chlamydomonadaceae. The transcript has 9 exons. The coding region runs from base 293 to 2122 and encodes 609 amino acids.